UUUAGUGGUUUCUCUGGUCCAACACACUAGAUUCAGUGGUUGAAUCACCUGUGCAGCAGCUCAUCAGGCUCUGCAGAAGCCUGUUAAUCACCUGUUGAUUGACAUCAGGUGUGUCGAAGCAGGGUUAAACUCAAAACUUACUGGAUACUGGCCCUCGAGGCCCUCAAAUUGAAUAGCCCUGUUUUACAGGAUUAAUGAAAAGUCACUGAAACCCCCACCACCCCCUGUGGCCACAAUAUCGCACUUGCAACUUCAGACUGGCUGACAUGUCUGGCGCUGCAGUCUGCUUCCAGAACAUUUCCUGUAUGUUUUAGAUCAUGAACGCAGCUGAUUUGUUUAAUUUAGUGACGAAUCACUCCUGUAGUCACAAGGAAGGCUGAGGAGACGUUUCAGCUGUUAGAUUAAGGUGUUUAAAAAGACUAACGCACAGCAAUGAAAUAUGUUUUACUUUUGGUUCUACUAAAGACACAAGGGGGUGGUAAAAGCAAGCCCAAAUACCAAGUGUACCUUGAAUUUUCAAACUUGUUUUUUUAUUUAUUUUUUAAUUAAUUUUUUGUGAAAGGCAGCAUGGAUUCAGAGAGCAGGAAACUGUAAAUCUUAUGUUCAUUAAUGCAAAUAAAACUUCGUUUUGAAAUAAAUAAAAUGGGCACCAUCUGGAUGUAACAUGUGCCUUACUCCGUGUACAUAUGUCUGGUAAAUCACAGCAGGCUGUGUGUCGUGUGUUGGCUUUUAUCCUCUGGCUUUCAUCAUCCGUGCCCUUUGGAGAGAUCUUGUUAACUUUAAUACAAGUUCACAUUAUUUCACUCUAACCUGAAAAAUGAUUACUGGAUACAUGUGUUUACAGUCUGCAACAGAUGGUUUCAUAACCAUCCACGCAGCUAAUGAGCCUUUGGUGUUUCAGAUGGCCCAUGAUUUCAUUCUUAACCACUAUUAGAAAAUAAAUAUGCAAAAAUAUGAGUGAAAGAUAAAAUGGUUAUUAGGCAAUGUUUUUCAGUUUUAUAUUGAUCAUAAACUCCAAUAAACUUAUCGGCGUGUUCUCAUUUGUCCCAGAGUGACGAGGUAUUUAAUAAAACGCUCCUGUGACGUCAUUCUAGAGGACAGAUUUGGUCUUUACAACUUAGUUUGACGCCUGCUUCCUCAGCUCUGUGUCGCAGAUGAAGAUGCUGCUGCUGUCAACCUGAACCACAUCACUUCCAGCUCUCCUCUCUUCUGAGCGGUGACUUCACUCUUCCUCCUGCUGGAGUCACAAGUUGUAAUAGAUCCAGCAACUGCCGGUUCCGGACCUGAUGCUGAAUCUGAAUCCUGGAGCAGCCGCGCGCUGAUGUGAGUCGGAGCCGCCGGAGCAGCGCCGCGCUGCCCCGCUCCUCUUCCUCCUCAUGCCUCGACUGGGAGCAGGUUGUUCCGGCAGCGUCUUCCCCGACGCGUUCAAGUGAGCGGUGCCGGUGUUUACCCAAGCCAAAUCCCCGCCGCAGGGAAGAAAAGGUAAGGCUGCUCUUAACGACUGCUUGUUAUUUAUUGAUUGGAGCCCUGUCGGGCUCACGCUAAGGGCAGACCGGAGGAGCGCGGCGUGGCGGUCUCGCCGCCUUUAGGGCAGUCCGGCUGCACUUGGGCUACUGCUCACACUUUAACAACUGGCUUCUGGAAUCGGACGGCAUCCUGUGAUGGAUUGGGUUUGCUUCACCUUGCGGACGUGCGUGUGCGCUUUUGGAAAAUCUGGACGUCUCUUGGCUGCAAGUGGACUCAGUUUCUCCUCUUUAGGCUAUUAUUGAGGAAACCUGCACGGAAGAGUUAGCGGAGACACUUUCAAGAGCGCACAUACAUCUAAAACACCACUAACGGUCCUCCCCUCUCUUCCUUGUGUGAGGAGAUUGCUGCUGCCAUCGUUACUCCAAGUCCAGACCUCCCCACCCUUUCUCCACCCCCUCCUCUGACAUUGCGGGGCAGCCACCGAAAGCUUGGCUGGAUUCCAAGGAGGCUCCGAUCCUGCAGCCACAUCCAUCACGUCUUCACCACUGGCUGCAGGGCGGCCCUCGUGGCCGGGAUGCCGCUGUGUGCCGUGUCAGUCCACAGUGGACGGUGAGGGGCAGGACGAGGGCACUGAGUGCGGGAGACUGACAGGAGGCGGUCCCCACCAAACCGGAGAAAUGAACCUCUGCUGGAACGAGAUCAAGCGCAAGUCCCACAACAUCCGGGCGCGGCUCGAAGCUUUCUCCGACAACAGUGGGAAGCUACAGCUCUCCCUGCAGGAGAUCAUUGAGUGGCUUACAGCCAAGGACGAGGAGCUGUCUGAGCAGCUGCCCAUAGGAGGCGACGCAGGAGCCGUCCAGCAUCAGAGAGAGUUCCACCAGGCAUUCAUGGAGGAUGUCAAGUCUCGCGGGCCCUUCAUCUACUCGGUUCUGGAGUCUGCCCAGGCCUUUCUGGCUCAGCACCCUUUCCAGGAGCCAGAGGAGACCCUGACCGAUGGAAAAGAGGUUUCUCCCCGUCGGAGGAUUUUCAAUGUGAGCCGGUCGGUAUGGAAGCAGGCGAAUGUGGCCAGUGACCUCUGGGAAAAGCUGACAGCACGUUGUGUGGACCGACACAGACACAUGGAGAGAACACUGGAGCGCCUUUUGCAGAUCCAGGCAGCCAUGGAAGAGCUGGCAGGGGCCCUGGAGCAGGCAGAGGGGGUGAGGGAUGCCUGGGAGCCUGUUGGUGACCUCUUCAUUGAUUCUCUGCAGGACCACAUCGAUGCUACCAAGUUAUUCAAGGAGGAGCUCACUCAGGUGAAGGAGGGCAUGAAACAGAUCAAUGAAUUAGCUCACCAGCUGGCCAUCUCCGACGUCCAUUUGUCGAUGGAGAACGCUCGUGCCCUGGAGCAUCUCAACAGCAGAUGGAAAGUGCUUCAGGGUUCUAUUGAAGAGCGGCUGAAGCAGCUCCAGGAUGCACACAGAGACUUUGGCCCUGGAUCGCAGCACUUCCUUUCCAGUUCAGUGCAGAUACCAUGGGAGCGUGCCAUCUCGCCAAACAAAGUACCCUACUACAUUAACCAUCAGGCCCAGACGACAUGCUGGGACCAUCCAAAGAUGACAGAGCUAUACCAAGCACUCUCGGAUCUGAACAACAUCAAGUUCUCUGCAUACAGAACGGCGAUGAAGCUGCGACGAGUUCAGAAGGCUCUCAGAUUGGAUCUAGUGGCUCUCCGCAGCCUGGUGGAGGUGUUUCGGGAGCCGGAGCUGCAGCAGGGGGAGCAUGUGAUGGAUGUGGUGGAGGUGAUUCAUGGCCUGACAGCUCUGUAUGAAAAGCUGGAGGAGGAGAGAUCUAUUCUGGUCAACAUCCCUCUUUGUGUUGAUAUGUGUCUCAACUGGCUGCUCAAUGUUUAUGACAGCGCUCGAAAUGGCAAAAUGCGAGUUCUCAGCUUCAAGAUGGGAUUGGUGAGCUUGUGCAACGCAGAUGUCCAAGAAAAGUACAAAUAUUUGUUCCAUCAGGUGUCUGCUUCUGGAGGUCUGACAGACCAACGUCACCUCAGCCUGCUGCUCCACGAAGCCAUCCAGAUUCCCCGCCAGCUGGGCGAAGUCGCUGCUUUUGGUGGCAGCAACGUGGAGCCCAGCGUUCGGAGCUGCUUCCGCUUGGCCCCGGGGAAACCUGCCAUCGAGGUGUCUCACUUCCUGGAAUGGAUGAGUCUGGAGCCCCAGUCGAUGGUUUGGCUGCCUGUCCUCCACCGUGUGGCUGCUGCUGAGUCCACUAAGCAUCAGGCCAAAUGCUACGUCUGCAAGCAGUGUCCCAUCAAAGGCUUCAGAUAUCGCAGUCUGAAGCAGUUCAAUGUGGACAUCUGCCAGACGUGUUUUCUAACCGGCCGCACGACCAAGGGAAAGAAGUUGCACUACCCCAUCAUGGAGUAUUACACCCCAACAACCUCGGGAGAGAAGAUGAGGGACUUUGCAAAAACUCUGAAGAACAAGUUCAGGUCAAAGCAGUACUUUACAAAACACCCGCAGAGAGGUUACCUGCCAGUGCAAUCUCUGCUGGAGGCUGAGAGCUCAGAGACACCAUGCUCCUCACCCAGACUGCCUCAUGCAGACACACACAGCAGGAUUGAACAUUAUGCCAGCAGAUUGGCUGAAAUGGAGAACCAGAAUUGUUCUUUCUUCACGGAUAGCUUAUCUCCUGAUGAGAGCCUGGAUGAAGAUCAGUACCUCCUGCGUCACUCCAGCCCCGCCCUGGACCACGAUUCACCCUGCGGGCAGCACAUGAUGCUGGCCCACCUGGAGCAUCAGGACAAGGAGCAGCUCCAGUGCACCCUGGCCCGGCUGGAGAACGAGAACAGGGUGCUCCAGAGCGAAUACAGGAGGCUCAAGUGGAAACACGAGGAGGCGGCGUCAGUGCCCAUGCUGACGGAGGCUGGAGAGCCGGGGUCACCCACAGCAGGAGGGACGCAGGAUGAGGAGCUCCUGGCUGAGGCGCGAGUCCUCCGUCAACACAAAACCCGCCUGGAGACCCGCAUGCAGAUCCUAGAGGACCACAACAAACAGCUGGAGUCCCAGCUGCGCAGGCUCAGGGAGCUGCUGCUACAGCCCAAAGAUGAUUUAGAGGCCAAUGGAUCUGAACUGUCCACGCUGUCUUCUCCUGUGUCUGGAGGGGGUCGCCAUGGGGAUCCAGCUAGCAGAGAGACAACUGACACAGAAGCAGCAGCUUCUGUGUCUGUGUCAGGAGACGACCUGGAGCAUGAGCAGGAUACGGUGCUGCAGCUCCAAGAGGUCAUCGAGCAACUGAGAAACGUCUUCCCCUCAGAACCGGGAACCACCUCACACAUCUGAGCUCGAGUGGGACUCGAGGAAAAAAUGACGGCCUGAAAGGUUUCCUGAUAGCUGAGGGAGGAGCUUGAUUGAGCUGAGGUCAGGUGGCAACAUUCCAGGGCCCUGUGACCGCUGCAGCAGCAGCUACAAAACCGAGAACUAACCCUCCUCCAGAUAUCUGUGCACUAAAAGCCUUUCUAAUGCAAACCGCUAAAGGCUCACACUGACGCCCUUUUGGCCAGGCUGUGCUUCACCAGUCCAGUGGCACCAUGUUUAUGGCGUUAAAGGGAAACUAUUGUUAGCUGAAGGUCAGAGACUGAGAAACAAGCCCAGCCAAGACACUGUGCUUACCAGUAUCUGUGUAGUCAUUCUGAAGUGUGAAGCUUUAUAUCAGUUCAGAGCACAAAUUACAAAUUAAGAACUUGAAAAAUGUAAAUCUGAAUCAAAGGGGAGUCACUAGUUGUGUCAAAAUGCCUGUAUUUUUUACUGUCUGAGUUUUGUUUCAACUUGUUUUCAUGGUUGCUAUUUUUGAGUCUUCAGACAGGCGUUGUAAAUUGGAGAUGAGUGCACCCAAAUGGGCUUAUUUAUUUUGUGAGAAUGAUACAUCAUAAGUUCAAUCCAUGAUUUAUUUAAAACAGCCAAAGUGCCCGCUAGCACAGCGCCUCUGUUUGCACACGCUGUGUUCCGCUUCUCAAACCCGCUUGUCACUCUCAUCGCUUCCCUUCACAUACAAACAAACACACACAUUUAUGCUGCUACACAUGCACUCUCUCACAAUCCACGCUUCCUGCAUCACACACACAGCAGAGACUCCCCGCAUGAUCAGUAAUGUGCUGGCACUGCAUUGCAAAAGCGUCCACCCCACUUAUUCGUUUAUAAACCUGUGUGAUCCGCUUAUUUUCUCAUUUGAAGUCGUCGGGUUGAGCCAGUUUGUAUUGUGAGUGGAACUGUGUCUUGAUGACGAAACGUAUGCCGAUAAAUAACAGCAUGCAGGGCUCCUCCCUUGGAUCAUUGUUCUCCUGCUGUUUGAAGAGAAAUUGGACAUAAGGAACUUCAGGCUGAAUCCCUUUCCUCUCUGUGCAAGGCCCAUCCAGAUGCCACGGGGGGUUAUAAGGCACACGGACAUAAGGCUGCCCAACACUGAUAUUAUCCAUAAUGUUCCCAUCAUUUCAUGUAGAUUUUAAAGGCCAAGUUCACUCAUUUUUAUACACGUUUGCAAUGGUCUCUAGUGUAAAUGGAUGUCUUGUGAGUCAAUCUUUGUGGGGGGAAAAAAGCUCUGUGCUAAUGUUUCUGGAACCAGAUGUUAGCCAGAGGAGAAGGGUGCAGAACACGCAGGAUCUGGAGUCUUAUUUCCUGAUUUUCUUACAUCCCUCCUCUGAUUGGAUAACAGCAAUGUGACUCUGCCACUGUGUCCAUUUGCUUUUCAAUGUCAAUGUUUUUAUAAAUGAUAAAUGACCCGCACUUGUAUAGCGCCUCUCAGAGUAAGGACUCCAAAGCACUUUACACUACAGUGCAUCAUUCAUCUAUUCCCACACACACACAUUCACACACCGAUGGUGUUGAGCUAUGAAGUAGCCACAGCUGCCCUGGGGCGCACUGACAGAGGCGAGGCUGCCGAGCACAGGCGCCACCGGACCCUCCGACCACCACCAGCAGGCAAGGUUGGUUAAGUGUCUUGCCCAAGGACACAACAGCAGAAUUCCCUGUCCGGAGCCGGGAUCAAACAUGCAACCUUCUGAUUACUGGACAACCCGGUCAAUCUGUUGACAAAUAACACAAGCCCAAAGUAGUUCUAUCUUGUGGUGGAGUAGCUAAUGCUAACUGUUAGCGUCUGCUAGCCGAGACAUUCUCUGCUGUGUCCUGGAUGCUAAACCAUCAACAGCCCUCCCCGUCGUGAGUCAAGAGGGGUGAGUCCAUGAAUGUUACAUAGAUCUGUCAGGCUUUCCUAAUCAGAGCAUUUUUCUGCCUAUCGGCGGUUAAUGCAGGAAAUUGGGGUAGACGACUAUUUUCAGCUUGCAUGUGAACCCUUGAGAAACAACAAGUAAAAAACGGUUUCUCAGUGAACUUGGUCUUUAUAAGCCCAUCAUCUCUGGACCUUGCAUCAUUUACACUUAAAUUUAGAAAAGGAUGUGUGCUUGGACAGGAUUUUCUCUCAAGGUUGCAUGCUGUUAUUAAUGUAGCACAAAUAUUGCCUUAAAACAGAACUGGACCCACAUGAGAUGUUAGUUUUCCCAAACUUUGUUUUUAUACAUGUAUACACAGAAAGAAGGAGGUUGCAUCAGAUGUUUGUGUGUCUGUUUGUCUGUGGUUUAUUAACGUGAUAGAACAGGAGAAGUGAAGUGAGGAUCACAGAAAAGUUGAACAUUCAUGGGUUGGAACCGGUUAAAGAGGGCUCUUAUGAGUGAACCCAUGAUGCUGGGCAUGCUCGGAGGGAAUAUAGAACUGAAAUACAUGAAAGGAAAGUAGAAAAAAAUAAAACAAAAAAAUACUGAUUGAGUUUUUAGUUUUUAGCUUGAGGGCUGGUAGGAGAGAUCCUCUUUGAUGUUUCUGCCACAGCAAAAACAGUUCUACGCAGGACCAGGCUUUACCUAAAACAAUGAAGCUCGAAUUCUUUUAGAGGAGGAGGAGACAUGCAGGCUGAGAAAUUCACCCUGAACCCGGAGUAGAAGGUACCCUGACCCCACAAACAUGAGUUUAGAAACCCGUGCGCUGCAUUCAUUACAGGCUCCCACAGCACUCACAUUUGACACCAUCCUCCUCAGCACUUUGCUGCCUGUUAGUUUUGAUGCUGUUGCUAGGCAACUGUCCACAGGGACGCAGUUCCACAGGUCUGUGAGAUGGAUAGGCGAUGCGCCGUUUAUAUUACAAAUGCUAAUAGCCUUAAGGGAAGCGUGAGAGCGCAUCUUGCUUCCGAAACACAACCCUCCAUUUUUCCUCUUGCGUGUCCACCGAAGCCUGCUGCUAUUUAGCUGCUGAUGAUCAUUACUAUUAUUAUUGGGGGGGGGGGAGGCAUGUGUGUGCAUCAGCAACAGCUCAAGAAUUUUUCUUUUCAGAGCAUUCACAAGUGAGAACAAUGAGCAGAAGCUCAUCUUUGUGUGUGUGUGUGUGUGUGUGUGAGAGAGAGAGAGAGAGAGAGAGAGAGAGAGAGAGAGAGAGAGAGAGAGAGAGAGAGAGAGAGAGAGUGAGUGAGUGGGAGAGAGGGAGAGAGUGAGUGAGUGGGAGAGAGGGAGAGCAGUGUGUUUGUUCCUAGUCAUUUAUCUCUGGGUAUUUACACAUCUCAUUAAACAAUGAUUACCCAUCACACACGUUGUCUCCAUGCUCUCACGAGGACACAAAAGAUGUAGCAGUGACUAAUUAUGAAAAAGAAGCAGAAGCAUUUCCCACACGUCAGCUAUCGUUGUGUUUAUUUUUAAAUGAUUUAGAGGAGGCAGAAUGACACAAACACAUGAAAUGGUUUUAUGUCUGAGCUACGUUAUCAUUCACUAUCAGGCUGAUGGUGAUUCACACAGAAUCACACAUCUGUCAUCAUCUGAGGUCUGAUCCGUAAAAACCAACCCCUCAUCCUGCUUUAGGAACUUUAUAUUCUCACACACACACACACACACACACACACACGCACAAAGACACACACACAAAGACACACACACAUACACACACAUGCCGAUUAUCACUUGUAAGUCACUUUGGACAAAAGCGUCUGCUAAAUACAUAAACAUAAACAAUAACACAUGGACACACACACAGACACACGCAUGGACACACGCAGCGUAUUAAAUUGCCUAACGUCAAACAAGGUGUUUUCUACACACACACGUUUAUACACACACUCACUCCUUGCAGGUGAACUAAGGUUUCUCUCUUUUUUUGUCUUUAAACUCAACAUUAAUAUACCUCAUUAAUCACCUAAAUGCGUAUUGUUUAAUGGUUUUGAUUUUCUGUUAUAGCCCAGAACUCCCACACCUUCACCAUCUGUUCUCUGGAGUUUUUAAUCUAUACAAGAAGUUUUCUGAGGAACUGCUUUUACUGUAAUAACAAGUGGGUUACUGGCUGCUUUCUACUCUUUGUGUACAGAAAUAAAACUUUGUAUUUGGCAAACUUUUCGUUUCUCUCUGUUUUUUUUUUUUUUUUUUU
Messenger RNA from Nothobranchius furzeri (turquoise killifish), 8903 nucleotides. Lineage: Eukaryota; Metazoa; Chordata; Actinopteri; Cyprinodontiformes; Nothobranchiidae. The record is from RefSeq and is a predicted model, not a curated record.